AUGGAGGAGCUCUUUGAUUAUGGGCCUGAUUUGCUUUCUGAUCGCGCGUCAUUUCAAGCACUCAUCGAUGAAUUAUAUCCGUCAGGCAAAACAAUGCAAUUAGAUGUUGAGUUCAGCAGCCGUGGCACCUCUCCUCCUGGUCCCGAUACUCCGCCUUCAUCUUCGGGCGGUGAUCAGGAAGAGGUCGUUAGCCUGGAGGCGGAACAUGAACAUCAAGCCUUCGCUCAAGGAGCACUGAUGACAGAAAUGCUUGCCGGAAUAAGAGGAUCCACCCCUCACGAGCUGAUGCGAUCAGGCUCCAACGUUUACCAUGAUCUGAGCACGAUCGAGUCAUCCUUUCAUGAGCCUUAUUUGGGAGUCCCGUCUUCUUCUCAAGAUUCCCACAAUCAAAUGCCAUCUUAUAUCUGGGAUAGCACUCCUGAAAGACCUCUUCAGCACAGGACCGUCUAUGGUACCAGCUUUACAUGGGCCGACCCUACCGCCAUCAACUUCAACAACCCUAAUCUAGUCUACCACCCAGGUGUCCAAGCGUUCUUUGAUCCGACAGCGUUCGUCCCUCGGUCUGCGAUGCUGCCUCCUCAAUUUCCCUAUACUCUUCCUCCUGCUGCCGGUACAGACCAUGGAGUUGAUGCCAGCCAAGAACUGACGUCCCCUACGGGUUUCCAACGUGAUGAUAUGUUGCCAGGAUACCAAAACUCAUCCUCGCCAGAUAUCAUGACAAGUCAUGCUGGAUACAACUUCGAUAACAGUCUACAACGAUCCAUCCCCUUUGACAUGAUUGAACAGCCCCCCUUCCACGCCAGCCAUCAGACCAAUGCUUCCCUCUUACCACAGCAGCAAUCUACUGCAAAUGAGGAGACACUCGUUGUUGCUGCAGAGAUUUCUCGUGCCAAUGAGACGGCUGAUCUCCCCAUAAGGAACAACUACCGCUCAAGAGAGCAGCACAACUCCCGAUCUCCAGAGGCCACGCGGCGAGGCGGCGUAUCAGGGUCUUCGUCAUCACGAGGCUCGAGCCCGAGACCUAUACAUAAGGGAGGACGCUCAGGCGGUCUCGACGGCAAUACCAGAGCACAUGCCAACCAAAUGCGAAAGUUGGGCGCAUGCUGGAUCUGUGCUUUCCAGAGAGAUCAGUGCGAUCCAGGAAGUCCUUGCACCAGGUGUCAAGACCGAAGCAUCAGGGGCUCUCUGCAUAUGCUACCUUGCUCGCGCAUGCAUCUUCAAGAACUAGUCCACCAGUUCCUUCCUGCUACGAUGAACAGACAACAUCGUCGUGAUGAAAUUUUGUCGUUUGCAAAGAAGAGUCUGGGAUUCUGGAGGGCUGAUGCUCCUAUUCAGGUUCACUUGACUUCGUUGGGCAUGGGUCACUUCACUUGGGAUCUACAUGAAUACGAACCCUCUUCUCAGGAUCUACUACUGCAGAAGCGAUACAAGGUUGGCAUCUCUGGGACUUGGCAGCGUAUAGAGAAGAGGUCACCACCUUUAGCUCUGAAACAAGUCAACUUCAGCCCAAGCCACAAGCUGGAAGAUUAUGUGGAUAACAUCGUCGAUCAAUAUCUCGAGAUGUUUCAAGAGCAAGCAUAUUAUGGAGAAGAAGAUUCGUGUGCCAUGUUCCAGAACGAAUUACUCAGAGCGCUGUGCAGUCUUUACACCAGCCUGCCGGACGAAGACGAUGUAAGCUGA
Messenger RNA from Aureobasidium musti, 1680 nucleotides. The record is from the annotation of a GenBank genome assembly. NCBI's taxonomy places the organism in Eukaryota, Fungi, Ascomycota, Dothideomycetes, Dothideales, Saccotheciaceae.